This is a messenger RNA of Amphimedon queenslandica, 1328 nucleotides long. RefSeq names its product receptor-type tyrosine-protein phosphatase O-like. Gene Ontology annotation, biological process: protein dephosphorylation. The transcript has 6 exons. The annotation marks the transcript as partial. Gene Ontology annotation, molecular function: protein tyrosine phosphatase activity. Lineage: Eukaryota; Metazoa; Porifera; Demospongiae; Haplosclerida; Niphatidae. The record is from RefSeq and is a predicted model, not a curated record.
AAAGUAUCAGCUGUUGGACUAGAUCAUUCUAAAGAUGCGUCACUCCUUCCUGAGAACAGAGCUAAGAACAGAUACACUAACAUACUGGCCUACGAUCACUCGAGAGUCAAACUUGAGAGCAUCGACGAUGAACCAGGAUCAGAUUACAUCAACGCAAACUACAUACCAGGUUACAGGAUGCGUAGAGCCUAUAUAGCAACACAGGGACCUCUACCAUCGACCUUUGAUGAUUUCUGGAGGAUGACAUGGGAGCAGAAUUCGCACGUUAUUGUAAUGCUGACUCAGCUCGUUGAAAGAGGAAGGACGAAAUGUCAUCGCUAUUGGCCCGGAGCACAGCCGGAAGUUUAUGGAGAAAUAAACGUCGACAUGUUGAGCGAGACUGAGAAGAGUGACUGGAUAGUGCGGAAGUUCAAGAUCACAAAAGAGAAGAGAAGCCGUACAAUAACACACUACCAGUUUGUAUCAUGGCCUGAUCAUGGAGUCCCCGAUGAAGCUGGACCUGCUCUGGAUUUUGUACGGGAAGUACACGAAGUGGCUUCGUCAGCUUUUGGACCUGUUAUAGUCCACUGCAGUGCUGGUGUAGGUCGUACAGGAACAUUCAUAGCACUGGGUACACUGCUCCAGCAUAUUAAGGAUCAUGACUGGGUUGACCUCUUUGGAUUGGCUAGCGAAAUGAGACAGCAUCGUAACCACAUGAUCCAGACCGAGCCUCAAUACGUCUUCAUUCAUAAAGCAAUGGUUGAUGCUUGCAAGAGCAGCAUGAGCAAGUUUGGUGGUGGCAUUAAAGUAUUACCCAGUUUUCCAAUUUACUCGAACUUUGGUCCUGCAUCACAGCUGAGCGAUUUUUAUGGUGACAUGCUAAGCGAAGAGGCUUCCUAUCAAUACCAGAAGACUUCAGGAAAUGGAAAAACUUAUGAUGAAUCAACUUUCUAAAUUAUUAUUAUAUCAUUCAUCAGUACCUCAUAAUCAUUUCACACACAUUAUUAUUAAUAUUAUUAUUAUUAUUGUGUAUUACAGUCUUAAAUAUUUACUAUUGUCUUUUCCAUGUCUCCUACUUAAUUCAUUUUGUGUUUAUUUUUGUUACUGAUCGUGCCAUAUUAUUAUUAUAUAGCGUUAUCAUUAUUGUAGUGAGUAUUAUCAAGAUUAUGUAAUUUUUGUUGUCAGAUCAUUUGUUAAAAGUCAUAAUUAUUAUUUAUGUGAAAUAGUGAUGAUGUUUAUAAGAUAAAAACACCGGGUUUCAUUUUUGAAUGCUACUAUAUAUAGUUUUAAAUUUCAAUUAUAAAUAAAACUAGAAAACGAUAGCACAUGACAUCAUGUACUCUUAAAAA